Notothenia coriiceps (black rockcod) is the source of this 835-nucleotide messenger RNA. RefSeq lists its product as uncharacterized. The record is from RefSeq and is a predicted model, not a curated record. Lineage: Eukaryota; Metazoa; Chordata; Actinopteri; Perciformes; Nototheniidae. The annotation marks the transcript as partial. The transcript is spliced from 6 exons.
AUGGCUGGACGCUUGCUGUUUGUCAUCCUCGUGUAUCUUCUUCCACCGACACUGACAGUGAAUCCUCCGGUGAUCACAGAGACAGACUCAGUCACUCUGCACUGUCAGACUCCACCCUCUGUUUCUGUGUCUCAGUGUUAUUUCUACACUUUAAGUGGAGGAACUAGAGUCUUCCCUUGUCUGAAGAAUCUGACAGGAACUGAGCUGCUGCAGAUGUCACAGCAGAGAUCACCUGCUGAGGUUCAAGUUAAAUGUUCUUACAUUGGAAAGAUUGAAGGAUCAAAUUCUCCGUCUCCACACAGUGACCCGUCCUCCAUCACCGUACGCACUCUUCGUCCACCGACACUGACAGUGAAUCCCCCGGUGAUCGCACAGACAGACUCAGUCACUCUGCACUGUCAGACUCCACCCUCUGUUUCUGUGUCUCAGUGUAAUUUCUACACUUUAAGUGGAGGAACUAGAGUCUUCCCUUGUCUGAAGACUCUGACAGGAACUGAGCUGCUGCUGAUAUCACAGCAGAGAUCACCUGCUGAGGUUCAAGUGAAAUGUUAUUACACUGUAAAACAUGGAGGGUCAACUUCUCCAUCUCCACACAGUGAGACGUCCUCCAUCACCGUACGCAGCCAGACUAAAGGCACACCAGUUGACCCUGUUGGUUCUGUCUCUUCUUCAGUGAAACCAGAGACAGGUAGUUUGACCUCUGCUGUCCCAACUCUUUUGAAUCCAGCAUCUGGUGAUAAAGUUACAGGGAAGAUGACAUUGAUGGUUCGAGCAGCUGUGACUGUGGGAGUCAUCUUGCUCGGAUUGGCACUUCUCCUUACUAAAAGACUGAGUG